Molecule: messenger RNA, 6403 nt
Organism: Ochotona princeps (American pika)
Lineage: Eukaryota; Metazoa; Chordata; Mammalia; Lagomorpha; Ochotonidae
Gene: MEF2D
Product: myocyte enhancer factor 2D
Exons: 12
Coding region: 1054-2613 (519 amino acids)
Biological process (GO): cell differentiation; positive regulation of transcription by RNA polymerase II
Molecular function (GO): RNA polymerase II cis-regulatory region sequence-specific DNA binding; protein dimerization activity; DNA-binding transcription factor activity, RNA polymerase II-specific
Source: RefSeq, a predicted model, not a curated record
CAAGCAGGGAACGUGGGCCUGCAAGGGGGGCUUUGUCACACACAGCACGCCGGGGAGCCGCCGUCUUCUCACCUUGACUGUCGUCCCUUCAUUUCUCUCCCUAGACUCCCACCUCCCAACUCUCCAGGGGCUUGAGGGGCUGGGGAGCAGCCGAGGCGGUGUGUGAGCCGGCCCGUGAGCGGACAGCCCGUGGGGGAGCCUUCCACGAGCGCGACGCGGUGGCUGCAGGGCCAGGCGGCCGUCCGUCCCCGCGAGCUCCGAGGAGCCUCCGUGGGGUGCGGGCCGGUUCCUUUAAAGGCCUCCCUAAUUUGCCUCGCUGGGUCUCUCCCUCCCGGCCGGCAGGCGGAGGGAUCGGCCGCUCCCGGCGCUGCAGCCUAGCUUGGCAGGGCGGUGGGGUGGGGGCAGACCCGGCCGGGCCGGCCCUGGGGAAGCUAGGGGCGGGGCCGCGCCGCGGGCCCCGCCCCUCGCCGCGGCCCCGCCCCUCCGCCCCCAUGGGUUCCUCCCAUUGGCCCCCCCGCCUGUCCAUCACCCCCGUCCUCUCCCCUACCCCUCCACCCCUCAAGCUAGGCUGAGCUGUGCCUACGUCGGCCUCGACUCCCGAGGGCUGGAGGAGUUACCUUUGGAGCCCGAAAGGAGGAAGGAAGCAAAAUAUCAACAACAGCCGAGGCGGCUCGGGCACUGGGCCCCGGUCUCUUCGCUUGCCCGCCGCCUGCCUGCCCGCCCUCGCGCCCACGAGACGGGGGCCCAGGCCCCCCGGCGCCGCCCAGGGCCCCGCGCGGACGCCGGCCUCAUUUAUUAUUCCCCUCCCCGCCCGGAGCUGCGGCUUCCCGGCGGUGAAGGUUUCCCCAGGACGAGGGGCAAACACUACCCGCUCCCUGCCCCGUGACACCCCUUUUCCAACCUCAGCGGGGCUUGGAGGCUGUGCAGGAGGUGUCUGCCAGACCAUGAAUUGAGCACCAGCUCUGGAUAGUUCAUGAGCACAGUGUGAGGUGUGCCGAGACCUGCCACCCAGCAAGCUCCUCCCCUCCCUAGCACUGAGGACUCCCAGAGAAUAUGGGGAGGAAAAAGAUUCAGAUUCAGCGAAUCACCGAUGAGCGGAACCGACAGGUGACGUUCACCAAGCGGAAGUUUGGGUUGAUGAAGAAAGCAUACGAGCUGAGCGUGCUGUGUGACUGUGAGAUUGCGCUCAUCAUCUUCAACCACUCCAACAAGCUCUUCCAGUAUGCCAGCACUGACAUGGACAAGGUGCUGCUCAAGUACACCGAGUACAACGAGCCGCACGAGAGCCGUACCAAUGCCGACAUCAUUGAGACCCUGAGGAAGAAGGGCUUCAACGGCUGCGAUAGCCCCGAGCCUGACGGGGAGGACUCAUUGGAGCAGAGCCCCCUGCUGGAGGACAAGUACCGGCGCGCCAGCGAGGAGCUGGACGGGCUCUUCCGGCGCUACGGGUCAGCAGUCCCGGCCCCCAACUUUGCCAUGCCUGUCACGGUGCCCGUGUCCAACCAGAGCUCCCUGCAGUUCAGCAACCCCAGCAGCUCCCUGGUCACCCCUUCCCUGGUGACGUCAUCCCUGACGGACCCACGGCUCCUGUCCCCUCAGCAGCCAGCACUACAGAGGAACAGUGUGUCUCCCGGCCUGCCCCAGCGGCCAGCCAGCGCGGGGGCCAUGCUGGGAGGAGACCUCACCAGUGCUAACGGAGCCUGCCCAAGUCCUGUUGGGAACGGCUAUGUCAGUGCUCGGGCAUCCCCUGGUCUCCUCCCCGUGGCCAACGGCAACAGCCUCAACAAAGUCAUCCCUGCCAAGUCUCCACCCCCACCCACCCACAGCACCCAGCUCGGAGCCCCCAGCCGCAAGCCCGACCUGCGGGUCAUCACCUCCCAGGGAGGGAAGGGGUUAAUGCAUCACUUGACUGAGGACCAUUUAGACAUGAACAAUGCCCAGCGCCUUGGGGUCUCCCAGUCUACCCAUUCACUCACCACCCCAGUGGUUUCUGUGGCAACACCGAGUUUACUCAGCCAAGGCCUCCCUUUCUCUUCCAUGCCCACCGCCUACAACACAGACUACCAGUUGACCAGUGCAGAGCUCUCCUCCUUACCAGCCUUCAGUUCGCCUGGGGGGCUAUCGCUAGGUAAUGUCACGGCCUGGCAGCAGCCCCAGCCACCACAACCACAGCAGCCACCACAGCCGCAGCCACAGCCUCCACAGCCACCGCAGCCACAGCCGCCUCAGCAGCCGCCACAGCCACCUCAGCAGCAGUCCCACCUGGUCCCUGUGUCGCUCAGCAACCUCAUCCCGGGCAGCCCCCUGCCCCAUGUGGGUGCAGCCCUCACGGUCACCACCCACCCCCACAUCAGCAUCAAGUCGGAACCCGUUUCCCCCAGCCGGGAGCGCAGCCCUGCGCCACCCCCUCCAGCCGUGUUCCCCACUGCUGCCCGCUCGGAGCCCGACGACGGCCUCAGCAGCCCGGCCGGGGGAGCCUACGAGACGGGGGACCGGGAUGAUGGCCGGGGGGACUUCGGGCCCACCCUGGGCCUACUGCGCCCAGCCCCAGAGCCCGAAGCCGAGGGCUCAGCUGUGAAGAGGAUGCGGCUCGAUACCUGGACAUUAAAGUGAUGGUUCCCACUCCCCUCCUCUCAGCCUCCCCGAUGAAGAGUUGACAAUCUCACCGCCCACCCCUCCCCACCCUGGGCUCCUCCCGCUCGAUCCCCACUUCCUUUCUUGUGCUCCGUGUCCUGUUGACGGUUACAUUUGUGUAUAAUUAUUAUUAUAUUAUUAUUAUUAUUAUAUUUUUUUUUAAUUUGGAUUCUCGCUUUGGAGAGGGGAUGCUAUCAUCCCCUCUUUAUCUCCACCUCCCACCAUUUUCACUGGCUGGGGGCUCUCUUUUUUUGCGGGAAGGGGGGACACUUUGCACGUUGUACACAUAUGCUGCAGGAAAGGGGUGGGGGCCCAGUAGGCUUCUGGGAAAGGACAGGUGCCGAGCCCUGCAUGUGGGAUCCUCCCACCCCAUCCCCCAGAUAGAGGGAAAUAACCAAAAAAUUACCAAACAACAACAACAACAAUCCCACACAAUAGAUGGAAAUCCCAAAGUUGACCUGAUGAGCAGGAUUGUGUUUCAAGGGGGAACGCGAGGCACAGGUUCUGAACAGAAUCUCUGUUUCUGGGCUAUUCCUCUGGCUCCAGGCAUGGUGGGGCAGAGUGCCUGGGCCUGUGGGCACACACACAGGACAUGCUCGCUGACCCUGGUGUGUGCCGCCUCUCCUUGGGGUGUAGGUACUGGCUGAGCUUUUCGGUGAGGACUGCUGCCUGCCUGGGAGUCCAAGGCUAGAGGGCAGAGUGGGCAAGGUUGCAGGUGGGGCCUGUCUAGAAGCACAUUUGGAGAGAGAGAGAGCCAUGAGGAGAGGGCUGGAAGUGGGGAAAGGGGGUUGUUGCAGAAGGGCUAGGCCAGGUAUGAGCUGGACCCUCCCUCCCCCAGCUUUUCUCUUAAGAUAUUCAGUGCAAUAGCUCCUCGGCCCUCACUGGACGCCAGUGGCCCAGUGAAGUUGGCCUCAACGUGCAGGGAGAAUCAGGGAGAACUUGAGUGAGGGAGCUGGGGAUGGCGUUGGAACAGGUCUUGUGGCAUUGGAAGGCUGGAGCCCUUCCAUGGGACAAGUGCAGGGAGGGGACUUGAUGUGCCAGGGUGGACUUCAGUAGCCCCAGGUCCCUACAAAUGGGGCCCAUCCAAGGAAGGGGGGCCACCACCCUAGCUCCUCUGUUGCCCUCUCCUGGGCCCUUCCUACAAGUUCCUUCUGCUCCCGACCCCUGCUCUCGGCACCCUCACCCGCCCUCGGUCGUCUCGCUACCUCCUUGUCCCACCACCUCCAGGCUGCGUCCCACCUUUCCUCUUGGCUACUGUAAUUGUAAAUAGCAACGUUUGGAAAACGUUAGCGGUGUACCAGUCCAGGAAACUGUUGUUGUUGUUGUAUUGAUAUGAAAUGAGAAUCUAUUUUUGUCACAGUAUAUUGUAAUAAUAACGACUCAAAUGGCCCGUACUGUCCAGAGAAGAUCUGCUGUUGUUCUUGCUCCCCAACACCCCCACACACCAAGUCUGCUCGCCUCUGCUGCCUCCUCAGUAGGGGCAGGGGGCCACAUCAGAGAUCAAACUGGAGGGGGCAGGCCCCAAGGGGCCGGGCCUGGAGCAAAGGGACAGGCACACAGGAGUGGGGCCGGAUUCCGCCAUGCAAGCCCAGUGCUCUCCCUUAGGGUACAGCACUUCCUCGGGCAUCCUCCCAGUUGGUGAGUAGAACAAUAAGGCCUAGUGUGUGUGUUAGACGACCGUCCUCCAUAACCUGGCCUUGCACAGUAUUUUGACACUUGGCACAGGGAAGGAAGUGACGCAGAUGGAUGUGUGUGACCACGCUGGCCGGCCCUGAACAGAUUCAGGGGGGCGUCUGGUAUUUAUGUGUCUGAGUGUCCUUUUGUAUUUAUGUCUGUGUGUGCGUGUGUGCUUUGGCAGGGCCGUCCCUCUGUGCGUCCUGAGCCCCACUGUGUGUGGCUGCUGUGUGUUUACAAAGGGACAGAGGCUGUCCCCACCCCCUGGCUCAGCCACCCUGGCUUGCUCCUUCCUGCUCCUUCACCCACCCCGCCCUCAGCUCAGAUGCCAUUGAGACUGCAGGCACGGGGGUUGGCAGUGGCCCUCUUCGCUUCACCCUACAGCCUACCUCUGUGGGGUUGGGGGGUAGUGGUGGGCUCCUCCAGGAGCCUUGACCUCCACACACAGGUGCCUGCUAUCUGCCUCCCACCCUGGCACGGUGUGCCCUUUCCUAGAGGAAUCCCUACUCUUCCACCCCAACCUCAUCCUGCUUGCAGAGCCGAACUCCCAAGUCCUUGGUCCUCCCUGAGCUUUUCCUCACUCGUGGCAAACCGCCCCUCCCACCAAUCUCCGCCACCACCACCUGCUCACCAAGCAAGGACCCAGCCCAUCCAGCACCCAGGCCCACUCCUGCAAGGCUUGCCCAGGGAGUGGCAGGAACUGACGAGAUUUGGUCAGGCCCCUGAGGAAGCCAGGGUGGAGUCUUGUGCACAUAUGUAUCCGCAGGGCCUGGCACAUAGUAGGCACACCAAAAAAUCCUGAAUGGUGAGAGUGGGUGAAUAACAGGUUCUCAAUAAGCAUCGAACAGCUGGCCUUUGCUUCUCACGCUGUUCCCACCACGAGUUUGCUCACCUUUCCAGGCUGAGCUGGGCCAUCUUUAAACAUGGGGUGGGGCUGAGGCCCCUGCAGUUCAUGGUGCAAUAUUUACCAGUUUUGCCCUCUGCCUCCUAAGGCAAACCUGGCUUUAGGUGACCAUGUUGAGAAUGUGUGUGUGUGUGUGUAUGUGUGUCCGUCCUUUUCCGUCCCUUGAGGAGAGGGUAGUCUGUGAAUGAAUACAUAACGUUUCUACAAUUCAGUAUCCCAAGGUUUCUAGGGUGGAGAUGGGGGUUAGGGGGUUAGGGGCUCCUGGCAGGCCAGAUGAACCCAGCCUUGACUGGGGACUUAAUUUGUCCUUCCUCUCACAAGCCAAAUUUGCCUCCACCCACUCCCUCGGAAGAUCGGGGCAUUUGCCAAAGUAACCACUGGAGUCGUCUAAUGCCCCUCCCUCCCCAGGUUUCCCACAGCUUCAGGGACAGAGAGCAAGAGGAUCUCCCCACCACCACCUCAGUGGAACACCCCACUUCCCCUUACCCAGCAGUGCACUCAGUGCAGGGAGACUGCCACGACCCCACCCAGCCCUCCCCACUUUGGACAGGAAGGAAGUGAUGCACCUUCUCUUGCUGAUUAUUUAUUUGUUUGGAGACAGACGCGAUGUAAAAGUGUAUCUAGAAAUAUCUAUAUCUAUAUAUUUUUAACUGACUCUUUGGAAUCCCCUGGGGUGGGCUGGGGUGACCAUAGGCUUUUCACAGAGAGGAGGCGACAGGGAGCCUGGGAACUCCUUGUCCUCCACUCUCCUGCCUCUCCCCACGCCCUUCACAGUUGCUAGAAGGAAUGGGAUUUGUAUGGGGUGGGGCAGGGGGAGGGGGCUGGAAUGUUCCAUGGGAGAAUCUGGAUUCUCUCCUCUUCCCCAUGCAAGUCUUAGGAGGGCGGGGGUUGGGGGUGGGGGGAAGAGGGCAGGAGGGGUGGGACAGGCCACAGAGGUGGCCCACCCCCGACAAUCACCCCCACUCCUAGGGCUCUUCCUGGGUCCUGGGGAGGGGCAAGUCCACGUGUGUGGCUGUUGAUUUGUUUUCAAUAUUUCUUUUCGUGCUGUAUGGUGAUGCUUUCUUAGUAUUCUACACAAUUAAGAAAAGACAAAGUCCUCGAGAUUCUUAUGAGUUUUGUUUGAAAACUCUUUCACUAUAUUUGUUGUAAAGAGGUUUACUAUUAAAAGAAAAAGAAUACACGUUUCUGAUA